This is a messenger RNA of Carlito syrichta (Philippine tarsier), 718 nucleotides long. RefSeq names its product serine protease 40-like. Gene Ontology annotation, biological process: proteolysis. The transcript is spliced from 3 exons. The record is from RefSeq and is a predicted model, not a curated record. Bases 4 to 645 code for a protein of 213 amino acids. Gene Ontology annotation, molecular function: serine-type endopeptidase activity. Lineage: Eukaryota; Metazoa; Chordata; Mammalia; Primates; Tarsiidae.
UACAUGAAGGACCAGAUCGUGGUGAAUGACAUCACCCUGCUGCAGCUGGACAGGCCUGUGGAGUAUAACCCUCAUGUCAUCCCGGCCUGCAUACCGAGUCCCAACCUGAAGGUGGCCCCGAACACUGCAUGCUGGAUAACUGGCUGGGGCUACAUCACCGAAGACGCCUUACUGUCUGCGCCCUUCCGGCUGCAGGAGGCAGAAGUGGUGAUCGUCGAACAAGCCGCAUGUGAAUUCAUUUACCAACCUCCAGUGGGUGUGCAAACUUCGUUUAUCCUCAAAGACAGUAUGAUCUGUGCCGGGCAGUACGCGCGAGAUAAGGCCAUCUGCCGCGGAGACUCUGGCGGCCCCCUGGUCUGCAAGUACGGCGACGCCUGGAACCUGAUCGGCCUGACCAGUUGGAGCACGCCGUGCUCCAAGCCCGUCGGCCCCAGCGUCUUCACCAGGGUCACGAACUUCACCGGUUGGAUCGACGAGCAGAAGCAGGAGAACCCCACGCCCAACCCUACCCUGGCUCCUCCACAGGGCCCCCCUCCGGCCAUACUGUCCUUGACUGCGCACGCCACUCGCACACUUGGGGUCGGCGUGGUCCUGCUGGCUCCUCAGACCUUCCUCCUGCUGCCACUUCUCCUCGGCAGCCUGUGAUGAGCCUGUGGCACCUCCACAAGCACCACUUAAUCAACCCCGUCCCUCGGGGCCAGCCUCCCGCGGAGCUCUG